This is a messenger RNA of Polyodon spathula (Mississippi paddlefish), 7107 nucleotides long. Its product is annotated as ankyrin repeat and SOCS box protein 18-like. NCBI's taxonomy places the organism in Eukaryota, Metazoa, Chordata, Actinopteri, Acipenseriformes, Polyodontidae. The record is from RefSeq and is a predicted model, not a curated record. Gene Ontology annotation, molecular function: protein binding. The coding region runs from base 4891 to 6258 and encodes 455 amino acids. Gene Ontology annotation, biological process: intracellular signal transduction. Gene Ontology annotation, cellular component: nucleus; cytoplasm. The transcript has 5 exons.
UUAGCCAGCUGGGUAUUAUAAAACAAAGCAAUUAAUGCUAUGCUAAUAAGCUGGAUUUUAAGCAAUUCACCAUCAUUUGCUAAUUGAGGUUAAUUAGCCUGACUUGCUAAUACAUCACUUCAAAUUACAGCUGUGAUUAAUCUGACAAAUUUCAGUAUUUAACAAACUCUUCACAGUCAUCGACAUCUGAAUAGCAACCAAGUGGCUGCCUGUCUCGGAGGCAGCAGUGGUGAAGCGCAGCUCUAAUCAUGCCGAGAGCUUUUUCCUUGUGGGUGUAAUCAGGCUGUAUCCCUGUGGUGUUCAGUGGCCUACUUGUUUAACCACUGCGUUUGAAAGAAAGAAAAAAAACAACAGAAAGCUGCUACUAUGAGUUUUUAAAUGAUGUCUAAUAUGCAGCUUUAACCCCGUAACCUCCAGCCAUGCUUGACAGAGUCUGUCCAGAACCAAGAAACAGUAUCACCAUCGGCCCGCAAAUCACCCUUCAUCUACACAGCUGUUUCAAAGAAACAGGGUAUCACACACUUCCAGCCUAGCGAUAUUUGCAGAUCGCUUUCAGAUGUAUCUAUAAACACUAUCUCGUAGUGUGUGCUCAUUGCUUGAUUAUGAGGAAGUUUUGUAUGUGCAUGCAACUGGUUAAUUUUAAGUUGCACAACCUAAAAAUAAACAAAAAGAUGGCAUACUGUAGAAUACAAGAUCUAUGUACUGCUCAAGCUAUUCUCAACAGAGCCAAGCAUGCUGUACCAUGGGGGACUUGGUUCAAAUCCUGGAGUUCCUUCCUUUAUUUUCAAAGACUGCUAAUUUACCUUGUAGACAAUGAAAGGCAGGCUCUUCUAUUGAAGUGAGAUGGCACAGUGGGCUAAUUCACUAGCAUGCUGUGCUGUUCUCCUUGGAGUACUGCUUUUGAAUCCAGCUGAUCCUUUCCUUUAUUUUCAAAGAAUGGAUUCAUUUACCUUAGAAUCAGUGUGAAACACAGCUUUCCUGCAGGAGCUGGUGGUGCAGUGGGCUAAUCCUACGGCCACCUCUCCCUGAAGAUGGUGGUUUGAAUCCUGUUCUUGGAGGUGAGUUCUUGAAGUAAGUAAUAAUGUUGGUUGUAACAAAUGAUGUUAGUUGUGUUUCCACAGAUGGAUGAGGAGCAGAAGACCUUCCCUGCAGAUGGUGGAAGAUGAUGAUGAGGAGGAGGUAGGAGAGGGUAGAAAGGGGGUGUUUGCAUUAUUGAAUGCACAUAAUAAUAAGAAAAAAAACUUUUAAGAAAAGUUUUGUGCAUAUACAUUUUUUAAAAAGUGUUUGCCUUGUUCAGCAACAACCCCACCUUCCAAUAUUUAAAGAGAUAUAAAUGUUAUUUUGCCAUUGCCUGCUUUAAAAUAUUAUCAGUAGUAAAGUAAUAGUACACCUGUACUACAUUUUUUAUCAAAUCAUAAAAUAUGUUUUUAAACAGAUGCGCACGCUGGACAGCCAUAGGGUCUAUGCAAAUGAGGUAUUGCAUUUGUCAGUGUUUUGUGGGGCUUGGGUGAUAUUUGUGGGAGCACCAGAGCUAGUGCACACUGAGUUCUGAAAUGUAAUUUGAAGUUGUUGCAGCAGAUUCUUUUCAUUGACAUUACGGCACAGAUCUGAAGGGGUAUUCACAAAUCCAGCUUGGCCGAUUCAAUCCACGCCAACCCCCCUUUCUUUUAUUUUUGCAUUGUUUUUUUUUUACAUGUUCUCUUUAGUCUAGAUAUGUCAGUGUAGUCUUGAAUGUAAAUUUGCACACCCUCCUAUCUUUUCAGUACAAAAUGCUUUAAUUCACGUUGAUUUUAUACCUGUAUACCUUUUCAGAUCUGCUUUUGCAAACGUAUCAUGUGCUUUACUGUAGAAACAGUGGAGCAGUUGCAGUAUAGCUGUCAUUAAUAAAGUGCCCUGUUGUAUAAAGCUAUGAAUAUGUAUACACUUCAUCAGGGAGUAUUAUAUUGGCUGCUACCUCGAAUAUCAUUCAAACCUGGAGUUGGCCUGGAUUCCCCUCGCAGAGCUCUUGUGGGCCCCUGCAGCUUGUGCUGCCUUCUCCUUUCUGUGUGGAACAGUGGGACCGAGCGGCAAACUCUGGUCUCUGUGCCAAUUUAUUUCUAACAUGGCUGUGAAUAUCUAGCCUCCAGAUACACAGCCUGCCUCAAGAGGACUCAUUAUACUCUUGGGUCCAGGCAGAAUUGAGCACUGUACAGAGUGGCAAUCGGCAAUUUUCAUACUGCCUCCGCAUAAUUUAUUUCCAUUAAUGCUGGUCUAAAUUGGGCAUCAAAACCAGCUGAGCUGCACCUCUUUACAAUUUUUGAAUACAAGGGCUAUUACAAAAAAAAAGAGGAGAUGGAGAUUUAGAAAAGAGCAGAGAAUUGGGACUUUUCACUUUGUCAGUACAUGAUUUUUGCAGUACAGCAGGGUUCAAAUCCAGCUCAAGUCACAAAAUAGCUUUCCUCUCUUUGCCCGUAAUUGGUUUUGUCCACAGUUUAUUUGUUUAACCUUUCGAAUUGGAGGCUGUGUUUACCACCUACAGUCUGCCAGUCUGUGGAACUCAGGACAGGCAGGAAGAUGAAUGAAAACAGGUGUGGAGUACACCCCCUGGAAUCAAACAAAUUGGGGGGAGAGGUUGGGGGGGGACUGUAAUUUCAACAAUGGCAGCAUCUGCUUGGUCUCAAUCAUUUAUAUUCGGUCUGUUUCAAAUACUUUGAGAGCACAAAAACAGAAAGAAAGAGGGAUUCCCCUCUCCCAGUCCCAGUAGAAGGGUGUUCAGAUGAACCAGGUGAGGGUCUUGUUAUAGAGCAGGUGUGCUCCUUCACAAUUACACCUAAUUGAUGGCUGACUAGUGAAGGUCAAAUGCUCCAGCAGUGAAAGAUAAAUCAAAGGCUAUUUCAAACCACUCCAGCAGGGCAGAACUAGCAUUAACUUGACAGUGUGUGUUUUUAUUGUUCUCCACACCAGAAGCUGCAGCCAUUCCCCGCAUAGCUUCCUCUGAGCAUUCCCUUUUUUCAUACAGCAGAGCAGGCAGCAGAUAGCAUGAGCUGUAUCUGGAGGCAGUGUUGUAAAAUAUAAUUUAGCCACACCAGCAUUAGCUAUUAAUUACCAAAUAAACGAUAAUGCUCUCUUUACAAUCAAGACUACAGUGUAGGAAUUGCUUUAUUACUUUCAGCACUUUUAUUAUUUGUUUUACUACAGUAUUAGGAGUUUGAAAAUGGUGCUUGUAUGUUUGUGACAAAAUCAUUUUUGGUUCUUGUGUGGGCCUUAAUAGACGCUGCAGAUGAGUUUGUUUGGGAAGUGCUCUGCCUCUUGUGUACGUCAUCAAUAGGUCUGCCACUAACACCCAGACACAUGCAGGAUGUAAACACAUAUUUCUCAUGGAUUACACUCCUAUCUGAAGAUGGGAUCUACCAGUCAGGACCGGAAGCUCCUCCAGCUGUUUUGAGUACUAAUGAUAUACACAAACAUAACACUACAGAUUGGACUUCCACAUAUACAAAUUCUGUGUGGUUCUGAGUAUGCCAGCUAAGCUUUAAAACACAAAACAUGUCUUGACCUUGUUUGAUGGAUGUAUUUGUAGAGCUGUCAUAGCCAGGCCAGCUGUGCCAAAGCCCUAUGGUUCUCACCUGUCCAGAGACAGGUCUGCAGAACGAAGGUGAGGGUUGAGGUUUAGGAGUUAAAGAAGCAGUGGAAUGCACAAUCCAGGUAGGUUUAGAUAAGACAGUCGGUAUUGGGUGGGUAUUGUUAACAGUUAUAAACAUCUGUAUUAUUAGACAUUUGUAAGCAGCAUUCUCAAAUAGUUUACCAGUCUGGUAAUCAAUGAAAAUCUAACCUUAACUAGAGGACUCAUGGUUUCUCCAAUUGUUUUUAUUGAAUGCAUGGUGUAGUUGAAUGUGCUUAUUAUAAUUUGAUGAAUAUGCUUGAUUAUGUAUACUGCUACUGUGUUUUGUAACGUCAGAUUAAUUUGGAUUUCUAUGUAAUGACAUUUUGCUUUUGUUAGUCUAUCCUCAUAAGGGGCCCAGGUCUAAAUUGUGCUGUUCAUGAUUGACAUGUAUUAGUGGAAAAGCCUUUCAUUGUUUCAAUCCACAAUCCCUAUCAAGGGCACUAAAAUGACUCACUAGAAUUCAAAUUAAAGAUUGUAUUCACUUUGACUCGUGACUUUUUUAAAUCCUCUAGUGCAAUUUGGUAAUCAUAAAACCUUUAACCAGCCACAGUAACAGAUGAGGUAAUGUGCACUGGUAUUAGCAAAGAAAUAUACAGUGGCUCAGUGUGCUUUGCUUUAUGGUUUAAUUGUUUACUUGUUUUUGCUGUAAUUGCACUACCAUGUACAUUAGAAUUAUUCCUAUGUUACUUUUAAGUGGUAAGUCAUGCAUCGCUAUACUUUACAUAUAUAUACACAUACUUACAUACAUACACAUAUCUUUUGUUCAAUAUGACCUUGAUAUUGAACGACCAUUUCAUGUGGUUACCAGUAACAAGAAGAAUGUUGAGGAUAGUAUUUAUGGCAUGUAACCAGGGAGCACAAUCAACCCUCCAUCCAAUAACCUCACUAGAAACAACCGUGUUAUGGCCACUGUUAUUUUUGUGUCUGGCCACCUCUUGUUGGGUCCUGAUCCAAGAUCACAUUGUGGGUGAUAUCAUGUCAAAUACAUCCAGACACUAAGCCAAAUGUCUGGCCUGUUUACAAAUAUUAGUAACCUGCAGGGCUGUUCCGUGCCACUUCUAUUAAGAGAUAAGAGAGCGGGUCAGAGGGAUUGUGAGAGACUUGUGAUGCAAAAUCCAGAUCCAGUGAAAUUCCCAUCAAAUUAUAAAUAGCAAAACCAGACUAUAGAGUAUAAAUAAGCCCUGGUCAUCCCACCUGAGCAAGGUUUGAGGUGGAAGGUCUCUGUGUGCUUCUCUUACUUCCAAGCAAUGCUUUCCACAAGGGCGAGUGUGGGUUCCUCAGGUUCUCCUGCUGUGUGGAGGUCCUCGAGUGACUCUCAGAAUAAUCUGAAGAGUAAGAGUGCAUGCCUCCUGACACAGGUUAAAAAAAAAGACAGCCCUACUGUGAGAAAGCCCCUCAUGACGUUUUCCUGCCCAGAUGUUUUGAAGACUCUCCUCUCCCAGCACUGGAAGGACCUGCAGGAGGGAUUUUCAGAUUCUGAAGAGCUCAACAAAGAGAUCGAAUUCAAGAGUGAUGAACUGCGAUGGACAGCCACGAAAAGGGGGCUGUGGUCACUGGAGUACAAGAGGGAGCUCACCAACCCACUGUGCAUCACGGCAGCGCAGGGCUACACAGACUGCCUGCGCUACCUGCUGGAGCAUGGUGCCCGGCCCAACCUCGCUCCCGGGGGCAAGACUGCACUGCACGAGGCCUGUGAGAACAGCAACCCCGAGUGCGCCAUGCUGCUCCUGCAACAUGGGGCCAACCCCAACCUGCUGAACGAGGACGGGCUUGCACCCUUGCACCUCUGCAAGACAUCGCAGUCAUUCAGAUGUGUUAAAGUCUUACUGAGGCACGGUGCUGUGGUCGGCCAGCCCAGUGAGGAGGAAAGCCAGACUCCCCUGCAUGUGGCAGCCAAGCAUGGCCUGAGCAACCACCUGCACCUGUACCUGCGCAACGGGGCGGCGGUGGACUGCGCUGACAGCUCUGGAGAGACCCCGCUGGGGGCCGCCUGCUCUGGGGCCCAGAGCCCCGAGGAGCAGGAGAACUACCUGCAGGUGUGCCGCUUGCUGUUCCUCUAUGGGGCCAACGCCAAUGCGGUGGACAAGGAGAACAGGAGCCCGCUGCACAAGGCGUGUAAGAAUGCUCAACACAGCCUGGUCAUGCUGCUCCUGGAGAACAAGGCCGACAUCAAUGCUAUCGACUACAACGGGAGCUCGCCCCUCUCCAACGUGCUGCAGAACAGCAACCUCAAGCUGGACCUACAGCCGCACCUCACCGUGCAGAGCUUGCUCAACCAUGGGGCUCACAAAGUCUGGCCACUGGCUUUUCUCAAGGUGUUGAAGUUCUGCGCUUCUGCACCUGAAACAAUUGAAGUUUUGUUUAAUUCCUAUCACCAAAUCCAGGUGACAUGCAAGUGGAUGGAGGCUGUCCCAGAGGAAAUCUACCAGAUUCACCAGAGUUUCUACGAGUCUCUGUUUUCGCUGGAGGGUAGGCCUCGUUGUCUCCAGCACAUGUGUCGUUCCACCAUACGGAAACAAUGCGGCCACAAGUGUCAUGUCAUCAUUACACAGCUGCCACUGCCAAAGUUCCUACAACGAUACCUUUUACUAGAAACCCAGGGUGUGGUCUACUAGCCCCCCACACACCAUCAGAAGAGGUUGUGCAAUCGAUGGGGCAAUGGUAUUGCUUCAGGGUGGGUUUACAAGGGACAAAGGCGUGGAAAUCACAGCAUGUCUUGCAUGUUUUUUUAAACAGCGCCCUUUCCUUAAUUGUACAGUGAAUCAGGAGUUGUAGACGACUCUAGAUAACAGAUAAGUAAAGACACAGUUAAAAAACAAACUAGACAAACGUGCGCGCCAUACAAAUUGGACUGCCCUUCAAUCAGAUUACUGUGUCUUGGAAUAAUAUACUGUGCUAAUAUUGCGUAACUGUGUACUGUCAAGCAAAAUCAAUCAUGUCACCUCUUACUGCUUUUCUUAGUACACACUUAUGAGUUACGUUCAUCACAUCCUGCAGGGGGCACUGUGAGCUCAAUUGACCACCUGCUAACAGCAACAAUACUUAGAUGGCAAGUACAGUAUUCAUAAUGAAACUUUUUCAUCACAUCACAGGGUCUGGACAGUUACAGUUCCAAACCCUUUUUUUAAAUACAUUUUUGUUAAGGAAAUACCUACGGUUGUGUGUGUAUGUGGUUUUUUUAAAAAUAUUUUACCAUAGUUUUAAAGAAUCUUUGUACUUAAUUUGGAGAAGGAAUUUCCAAACAACUUAAAACAAAGCUUAACUGGGAGGCCAAGAUCUCCUUUAUUGAUUGUUUUCCAUUGAACUUUCUCUCUAAAAACUUAAAGUGAACUUUAUAAUAUCUGUGUCCAAUUGAUGAUCUCAGCAACUACAGGCUGACUAGCAAGAAUUACAAACUGGAGUCCCACAUGUACUGGUGCCCCAACUGGUGGUCAAUAAGAUUAAUUUGUCAAAGAGUGCAGACA